AUGAAGUUACUUGUGUUUAUCUUCAUUUUGGUCAUCUUGACUAUUUUUACAGAUACUUCACCAAUUUUGACUGAAAAAGAAGCUAAACAGAUUCUGAGAACCCGUCGUGAAGAUAGACCAAGAAAAGCUGGUUUCCCUGAUGAGCCAAUGAGGGAACACAUGCUUUACCUCCAGCGCUUGGAGCAGAGAUCAGAAGAACAAUUCCUUGAGCAUUGGUUAAAUCCACACUGCUACCCACAUUGCAACAGGAAUUUAGUUCAUCCAGUCUAAAGGGUUUGUUUUCCCCCCAGUUACUGAUCUCCCCAGGUGUGUUUAAGAGGAAACGGUCUAUGAUUAUGUUAAACAGGACGAGGUUCAUCCAGCAUCUGCUAUGUACUAACGAUCGAGCUGAAUGUCUUUGGAAUAUUGAGCAAACUUAGCAUGUAGCAAGGCUUUCUUUUGUAAUCAGACAUAUUUAAAACAAUUUCAUUGACUCAUGUAGAUCACCAUAAUUUUUCAACCCAGCGGUAAGCGAAUGGUUUAUAUGCAUGAAUCUAGGGCUUCUCCUAAGAUUUUAGAAAUGGGGCAGAAUAAGUCACCAACUUGUCUUAGAACAUGUUUAUUUGGGGCACUAUCUUAGUAUAUACUGAAGCAGGAGGAGGCUUUAAGAGAAAGGAAUAAAUACGAAUGGAAAAUAAA
This is a messenger RNA of Gopherus evgoodei (Goodes thornscrub tortoise), 678 nucleotides long. It is a transcript of the gene C15H17orf67, whose product is annotated as chromosome 15 C17orf67 homolog. The transcript is spliced from 4 exons. The coding region runs from base 1 to 270 and encodes 89 amino acids. NCBI's taxonomy places the organism in Eukaryota, Metazoa, Chordata, Testudines, Testudinidae. The record is from RefSeq and is a predicted model, not a curated record.